Messenger RNA from Ctenocephalides felis (cat flea), 5646 nucleotides. RefSeq names its product MAP kinase-activating death domain protein-like. The transcript is spliced from 33 exons. Gene Ontology annotation, molecular function: guanyl-nucleotide exchange factor activity. Lineage: Eukaryota; Metazoa; Arthropoda; Insecta; Siphonaptera; Pulicidae. Gene Ontology annotation, cellular component: cytosol. The record is from RefSeq and is a predicted model, not a curated record. Gene Ontology annotation, biological process: regulation of apoptotic process; regulation of Rab protein signal transduction.
AUGAACGAAACCCAAAAACAAUCACUAUGCCCCCGACUAAUAGACUAUUUGGCCAUUGUUGGCUCAAGAAGUGGGCCAAGAACGGUGUCACGUGGGAGCAGGACUUUGGCUGGACAUCUUAUGCAGCAACCUGAAUUGUUGAGGAGAUAUCCCCUGCAAGAUCAUGAGGACUUUCCUUUGCCUUUGGAUAUGGUUUAUUUUUGUCAGCCCGAAGGAUGUGUUUCUAUGCCUUCGAAAAGGAAUACCAAGUCGGAGAUUACUAGUUUUGUUUUUGCCUUAACUGACAAAGACUCAGGAAAAACACGUUAUGGCGUAUGUGUAAAUUUCUACAGACAAGUAGAACGUGUUAAAACCAGACAACAAUCUACAACUAAUGUAGAAACACAAUCCACAAAUUCCAGUGAACCAGAAAGUCGCAAAACAAGUCCUCGUAACAAUGAAAGAAAAAUAAAAACAACCCGCAUAUCAUCUUUAACCUCUUUGUGCAUCCUCAGUCACCAUCCAUUUUUUUCAAAAUUUCGUGAAAUUUUAUUGCUGUUAAAAAAUCUUAUAGACGCUUGUGAUACUACAUACAUUCCUAGGAGGAGCAGUUAUCGACAAAUUGGCAGGGAAACUGUUUGGACGCUUUUAACAGGCGCAAGACGUUCUGUGGAAACCCAAAAUGCAUCUUCAAUAGUUCUAAAUGACGCUCGUGAAAUUGAGACAUGGAUUUUGAGGCUUUUGUCAGCACCAGUGCCUGUUCCUGGAAUAACUCGUGUCGAAUUGGAGAUUUUAUCACCAGAAACAAACGAACCGUUAAUUUUUGCCUUACCGGAUCACACGCGUUUUACUUUGGUAGACUUUCCUUUACACUUACCUCUGGAACUACUAGGUGUGGACACUUGUCUAAAAGUUUUAUCUCUGAUUCUGUUAGAGCACAAAGUGUUAGUUCAAUCAAGGGACUACAAUGCAUUAUCAAUGUCUGUGAUGAGUUUUGUAUCAAUGAUUUACCCAUUAGAAUAUAUGUUUCCGAUAAUACCUCUUCUGCCGCCUUGUAUGAGCUGUGCAGAACAACUUUUGCUGGUUCCUACACCAUUUAUAAUCGGGAUUCCAGCUUCGUUUCUGCUUUAUAAAAAACAAUUUAGGUUGCCUGAUGAUGUAUGGUUGAUAGAUUUGGAUUCAACAAAAUUGACACCUCCACCAAGGUUUGCUAAUGAUUUGCCUCAAUUACCAGAACCAGAGGCAUCGAUAUUGAAGAAUCAUCUGAAACAAGCUCUCAACAGUAUGACAGUUACAGAUAACUCGCUGUUUAGUAGAGACAAUAUGACUACAUCGACUCCACACAAAUUGAGUGGAAAUGCAAACUCCCAAAAUUUACCAAAUAAACCAAAUGACACAAGCAAUGGACAAGUUAGACACGACAGAGACUUUGAUGACCAAAAAAAUUCUCGGCGAAAUUCAGUAAUGCCUCCUGCACCAGAACACAUGAUAUUUGGAACUGAUGUAGAUUCUGUAGAUAUCAUGACCAGAGUUGCCAUGGUAAAAUUCUUUAAUUCCCCAAAUCUCCUGGCUCAUUUUUCCGAGCACGCAAGAACCCUCAGACUUUACCCUCGUCCAGUGGUUGCUUUCCAAAUAAACAGCUUUCUUCGAUCCAGACCAACCUCAUCACCUUUCCUCGACAAAUUUGCUCGAACCCAAGCCAUAGAAUUUCUGGCAGAAUGGUCCUUGACUCCAAACAAUGUGGCCUUUCAACGUGUACAAACAGGCGUAUGCAACCCUGAACAAAUUGGCGAUAAAGCCAAAUGGUUUUCCCAUGAAUUGGAACCAAUACGGUUUAUUGUUUGGGAUAAUGGAAGUUCUUUGAAUGGUGCUUUGAGGAACGCCGGCAAACAUGACGUGCAACCUGCUGGAAAGUAUUGAUUUAUAGGAGUAAAUUAUGUAGGUGUUUGUGCUUAUGUGGUGAUUUGUAUUGUAGAUGACAGUGGUUCGGAUUCUGAUGGAAUUUAUGCUACGAGUACGAGCACUUCGCUUUCAUCGUCGACUGAUAAUAUUCCUGAAACCACAGAUGGCUUAAGCUUUGAACACGAUGUCUACGGUGCUCACCCUGAAACCGGCCUCAUGACCCUUGGUUCUAACAUCGAUGCUAGUGUCUUAUACACACCACCAAAUACACUACAACUCCCAGAAGGUUCUUCUGCAAUACUAACAUCUAUGUCUGAACCAGGAAUUGGUUCUCAGAGUGAAGCUGAAUCGGCACCAUCAUCAAAUUCCAGUCGUUCUGAUUUAAGUUCGCCCAGUUUAAAAUGGAAUUCCAGUAUGGAUAUGCCAACGCAGGUGGACCAGGAACCAGAAAAAAGUCCUGUUCUUCAACGCCAAGCAAGUGCUUGUAGCAUGCUUGCAAGAACGAGUAGCCAAAGUGGUUCACCGGCAAGUCCUGGUAUACAAAAACAAAUAUGUGCCCCAUGGAAAGGCUCACAAAGUUCCCUCAUCGAGCAAUUUGCAAGCCAAGCCAAAGUUCUGGUACGCGAAACAACAAGGCAGAGCAGUCAGGAUGGUAUUUUAGCACAAAUGGACAAGAGUAUGUACAUAAAAGUGGUACGUUUUAGUAAUAUUUAUAUAUAAUAUGUAUUUCAAAUAUCAUUUUAUUUGAUGUAUUUCCAGUUGACCAAUCAAGCAAAAAAAGCUGCAGGUGAUGCCACAAAAAGCGUCCAAGAAGCUUCCAAAAAUGCUUUAGAGGCAUCAAAAACAGUAGCUGGUGUCAGUAAACACACUCUAGAUGAUUUGACGUACGUCGGAAAGGCUACUAUUGGUGAUAUUACCAAAAGUGCUAAAGAAGCUGCUUUGAGAAAAGGCUUGAAAACGUCAUAUGCAUUGUUUUUGCAGCAACCUCUUAAAACCAAAGCUGGCAUAUUUUCAACAAGCGUGAUGCAAUCUGGGGUAGUUGAUGUACAAAGUAAGGACUUUUUCUCGCAUUUUAGCAGCGAUUUUAAUGAUAUAGCAGCGUCGACUUCUAAUAUGCUGUCUGAUUUAUUCAAUAAUAAAGGUAAACAAAAGAAGCAAGCUGACCAACAAGCUCUAAAAGAACAAGGUGAGCACCAUCAGCCCUUUGGACCGUUUUCAUCAGGUCGUAGGAGUUUAGUUGAGAAAAGUCCUUUGAUAAAACACACCAAGGCCAAGGCUACUAGUGAUGAAACACGGAAGAGCCAGAAUCAUGAUCGUGCCAAUAUUGACUCGGAGAAUCAAGCUUUUCUUAAAGAUGCAACUACAUCAGUAAUGCAAGGCGAAGGCAUAAGUUGGCUCAAACUAAACCGCAUUAAAAAACUUAUGGAAGACGAAUCAUACCGCAUUUUUGUACUAAACAAUAUCAACAAAACUCUGGACAUGAAAAUUUCACCAGAUGAUCACAUAGACGACGUCUGUAUUCCAAAAUCAGUCUGGAAAGGUAUGCUGAAGUUACUUCUGGCAAUUACCCAUGGUCUGGAAGUGACACAUAAUAAUUUUGGCUUGGGGGGAAUGGCUUCAGCCUUCCAGGUUAUGGAAGUUGCUCAUACUCACUAUUGGAGUAAAGGGAAAAAUGAUGGUGGUGGCAGUGAACUUACACCUCAGCUACAUUCUGCGGCAUCUACUCCUUUUGGCAGUACAGAACACCUAAAGUCACCAGUAAGUCCAAUGGAACAAAAUGUUGCAUGGAGUCAACAAAAUGAGGCAAAUACAGGCAAGUUGGGUUAUAUUGAAAUUUAUUUGGCAUCUGAUAGUCCUCAAGCCAAGCAAAAUGAAAUUACCACAAAAUUAUUUAAAGACAUCAUCAGUCCAAAAAAGAGUUUGCUGUCUGGAGAUCUACUUACGUUUGACUCUGAUGUAAUUGGGAUUCGCCUAGAUUUAGUUUGUCUCCUAAUUAUUCUAACCAGCAAUCAUUUUAAUCUUGGUGGUUUAUUGUUUUUUCGAAUGAAGCAGCAACGUUCAGACAGUUUGGGUUCAAGUAAAUCAUCUUUGGGUUCUGGUUUUCGAUUUAAUGGUUCAAAUUUACUGAAUUCUGGAUCUGGAACUGGAUCCUUACCCUCACCAGAUGGCACCAGGACUUACCUUUAUGAAGGACUUCUUGGAAAAGACAGAUCUUCCCUUUGGGACAACAUGCAAUUUUGGGAAGAUGUAUUUUUGGAUGCUGUCAGUCAGGAGCGAGAUAUGAUUGGAAUGGACCAGGGACCAGGUGAAAUGAUGAAACGAUAUAAAGAACUUAGUGAAACUGAAAGAAAACGUUUAGAACAUGAUGAAGACAGAUUAUUAUCAAAUAUGUUAUAUAAUUUGACAGCAGUUUUGGUUAUGCUAAAUUGCAAUAAGAAUGUCCUGAAGCAAAAGGUGCGUCGGUUACUUGGAAAAAGUCACAUUGGAUUAGUUUACAGUCAAGAAGUCAAUCAACUACUUGAUCGAAUCAAUAAUUUGCAUGGCAAUGAUAUCGAUUUGAAACCACUUGGAUCACGAUUAGUACAUCGACAAAGUUUCACAGUUCAUCAGGGUAUAGAUUCCUCAGGAGAAUUAAUGUUCCUGGAAGUCAGAGACGAUGGUCUCGUCUUCAGAUCAAUUCAAGGUGUAAUUGUGGAAAGAUGGUGGUUCGAACGUCUCAUAAACAUGACAUACAGUCCAAAAACCAAAGUUUUGUGCCUGUGGCAACGGAAUGGAGGUCAAACCCAACUUCAUAAAUAUUAUGCGAAAAAGUGUAAAGCAAUGUACUACAGUAUAAAAUCUGCAAUAGAAAGAAGUGGUGUUUCAGGAGUUAGUGAACUCGGAGGCGAAUUUCCAGUUCAAGAUCUUUCUACAGGAGAAGGAGGUUUGCUCCAAGUUUGCUUGGAUGGAGUUGGACUUCUCUUUGCCUAUAGCAAGGACUUCGAGUUUUUCGUUCGUCUGGAUCACAUUCGAAAAUGCUUCACACAAAAAGGCGGAAUUUUUAUUUUGGAAGAAUUUAAUCCUAAAUCCCAGCAGAUAAUUCAAAGAUCGUACAAAUCUGCAAUGGCUGAUCAAAUAUGUUACGCAGUCCUGUGCGUCUUCUCCUACUCGGCAGCAGGUCAAGACAAAAAGAAAGCCCAAGUGCAAUGCCUUCAGCAGCAGCAGCAAAAAAAGCAAAACAAUAUACCCAUAACCCAAUCACCACCUCAAUACACUCCAGUAAAACCAGUUUUGCAACAACUGGGUCAACAACCCCAACCUCAACCUCAACCCCAACCCCAACCUCAACCCCAACCUCAACCUCCUGCAACCCAGGAUACUCCUCCAAUUCUCUCUGAGGAUAAAGAUAAAGAUUCGAUCGAUAAAGAUGAUCAAAGGUUUACUUCUCCAAGUAAGACGACUAAGCAGCCGGUUCCUCCUGCGAUUCCGCCAAGGGUCAAUGUGCCGAGUGCAACGGCGGUAAAAGGGCCGCCUCCGGCCAUACCGCCGAGGUCGAGUCCUCAGCAGAGAAGGAUGUCUUUGGAAAAUGCUUUGAGGCAAGCUGGGAAUCCUGUUAGGCAAUAUGGACCUUCAACGGCACAAAUAAUACGACAAAGUUCAGUAAGUGGCCCACCGCCCCCAUUUGUAAUACCCCAAAGACUCCCAAGACACAGCUCGUCUUUGGGGUCUGCCCCACCUUCGGUUCAAGAAAAUUUAAGGGUUUCUUCUGGCCCUAGAAAAAAUUGA